Molecule: messenger RNA, 2957 nt
Organism: Misgurnus anguillicaudatus (oriental weatherfish)
Lineage: Eukaryota; Metazoa; Chordata; Actinopteri; Cypriniformes; Cobitidae
Gene: arhgef37
Product: Rho guanine nucleotide exchange factor (GEF) 37
Cellular component (GO): cytoplasm
Molecular function (GO): protein binding; guanyl-nucleotide exchange factor activity
Source: RefSeq, a predicted model, not a curated record
UAUCAGUCCUUGAGAUCCGUGCAACGCCUAUCAGAUUCCGCUUUGCUGUAUUCAUCUGCGUCCGCGAUAAACAAUGAUAUCAUACUUCAUAUGACUACAACUCACCUCCCGAGGUACGAUCGGAAUGCGUGACGUGCGGCCUACACGUGAACCUGUUCUCAAGCGCGAAACAGCUGAUACUGAAACUUAUUAUAAAGAUACACGCGACAGCCUCGCUCUCGAGUCCUGUUGAUAAACUUUAACAGCGUGAUAAAAGAUGUUUUACUGUUCUGCGCUUUAGAUGUAUACAGGCACCUCCACUAUGGCAAAUUCCCUAAAGUUAAAUGCGCCUCCAAAAGUGAUACUGACAGCAGAGGAGGAUGACAGAACAGAAGGCGCUAAAGAGAUGGAUGACACUUUGGAGGAGUCUGCUGAGGAUGAUGAGGAGAGGAAGGCACGGGCUGCUGCAGAGGAGGCAGCUGCCAAAGAGAGGGCAACUCAGAGACAGCUAAUGGCCAUAGAGGAGCUGGUGUACACCGAACGAAACUACCUGAAAAAUCUGCAGCUCUGUACGGUCACCAUCCACAGCAAUCUGCGGAAACUACAGCCUUCUCCACCAAACCUGGACUGCAUGUUCCAGCACAUAGAUGAGGUGAUGGAUGUUUCCAGCAGAUUCCUGAGUCUCGUAGACCAGUCACAGAUUCAGCACAGUGACCCAAAAUACCUCGAAACAAUCUGCAAUUCUUUCCUGAGUCUGUCUCGAGACAUAGAGAUGGCUUAUAAAGAGUAUCUGGCCAACUACAAUAACAUCACUGCUUUGGAGAACAGCUACAAACAGAAAGAGACCAUGUGGACAGAGAUGGCUAAAAUCAUUAAGUCAUCUGCUCCUGAAGUGAACGCAUCCACUCUUAGCUUCUUUCUGGUUAUGCCGGUUCAGAGGAUCGCUCGCUACCCUCUGUUGUUUCAGACUAUGCAAAAACAAACAGACCCCCAACACCCUGCUUACUCCAUACUGGAGGACACCGCGCACACUGCGGUCCAGAUCAACUGCAGGAUCAAUGAAUAUAAACGCUUCCGUGAAGUGGCUGACAAGUAUAAGAAGACCGAAAACUUAACCAUUAAGGACAAGAUCAAUCGACUGAGCAGCCACAGCAUUGCCAAAAAGACAGCUCGCCUCAGCCAGUACAUAAAGCACGAGACAGGAAUGGUUCCAAAGCUGAUAGAUGAAGAAUUCGAUUCCCUUGCCGGCUUCUUUUUUGUGCUGGAAAGGGGUGUCUCAGACCUCCAUAAUAACAUGGUGGCCUAUCUUCACCAUCUACAGAGGUUCCUUAGCUGCAGACCGGAUGAAGCAGAUCUUGAUCUGGAGGGCGAAAAAGCCGCCCUGUUCUCUAAAGAAAUCACGGUGGCACUCAGAAUGUGGAUAUACCCUGCAUAUGAGGAGCGGUUGAAGACUCUAGUCUUUAAGCCCUUGAACUCACUGCGGGAGCUGAUGGCGGGACCUCGCAACCUCAUUCGCAAGCGUCAAGACAAGCUGCUGGACUAUGUGCCUAUUGAAGAGAAGAGCCACCUGAGCUUUGAGGAGCAGGCCAUAGCCAACACAUACAAGACCAUCAAUACACUGCUGUUAAAUGAACUUCCUCAGUUCAAUGGGAAAGCACUGCAGAUCCUAUGGGCAACGUUGGAGGCCUUCAGCUGCCUCCAGAGGGACCUGGCCACUGAUAUGAAGCAGCUAGCUACCAGCUUCAUCCAUCAGCUCCCACACAGUUCUAUGGAGGAUGGUGAGUUUUGGAAGUGGGCAGAGAACUCGGUGCUGGAUGGUUCGAGAAGGAUGGAGAGUCUGUGUCAGAAUGUUCAAGAGACGCUCAAUGCUCCCAUUGUGCAGGCUCUCAGUCCUGUUUCUGAACGACGUCUGAAGACUCUGACCCUAACGCACGGCUCACAGAAGAUCUACCAGCUGACAGGCCCUGUUGUGGGCAUACGUGAUCUGGACCUGACCCUCAGCAAAGGGGAACUGGUUGCUGUCGUCAGUGAGAUGGACACGCGUGGAGACCGACGACGAUGGCUGGUUGAUGUAGGAGGCCCAAGGGGAUAUGUGCCCGCAUCAAAGCUGACCCAAUACCAUCAAAUGACUGUUGACCCGCCAUCUCCUCGUAUGAAAAUCACACCCACCGGUCCAGGGCCCAGAAGACACUCCUACACACACGGAGCCCAGCCAUUCUCAAUCCCCCCAACCUCACCCUGUUUUCAGGUGUACGCGGUCUACGACUUCACGGCAAGGAGCGCCCAUGAGCUUUCUCUGAGGGGCGGAGAACUGGUGCGGGUGGUUGAACCUCACGAUAAGCGUGGCAACAAGGAAUGGAGUCUGGUGGAGGCGCGGGGCCAGAGGGGCUACGUGCCCUCCAACUACCUCAACAUCCUGCCCUCUAUAAUCGCAUCGCCCACCUUCCCUUAUCGCUAAUGUCGGAAAAUACCCCAAAUAUCUGCUGGGCUGCUGAUACAGCCCGUUAUCCGGCAUCCAGACAAACACAGGCCAGCACCGAAUGGCUCUUUAUACAUGAGGGGGCGGUUUGGUGUUUGAAAUGGAGUGGUGCUUGGGCACUGCUGUGGAGUGCUUGAUCUUUGCUUUUCUUGGAGCUUUUACCAGAGGAGAUUGUUGGGAUAGACAGACGAGACACAUGGAUGGUGUUGAAGGAACGUGCAGUUACCUGUGAUUAACAGAUGCUCUUUAAUGGAUUUCUCGGAUACACAUUUCGGCUGUAAAGUGGAAAGUACAGCUACUCGGGGGAUAGUGUUAACAAGAUGGAUGCGAAGCCCUGGAUCCUAUUUAACUGCUUAACUGCAACAAAUGAGGUUUUCCUAUUAAAUGUGGAUGGUUUGAGACUCAGACUGCUCUGGAUUCCAGCCGGUAUUUUAUGUUCAAUGCUUUUAAUUGUACAUUUUAAUCUUGAAUGUCAAUUAUAAAGUGGCCCCAAACAGUA